Messenger RNA from Populus trichocarpa (black cottonwood), 903 nucleotides. RefSeq lists its product as uncharacterized. The record is from RefSeq and is a predicted model, not a curated record. The transcript is spliced from 7 exons. Lineage: Eukaryota; Viridiplantae; Streptophyta; Magnoliopsida; Malpighiales; Salicaceae. Bases 8 to 715 code for a protein of 235 amino acids.
GAAUCUGAUGAUGGAUGUGCAGAUGUUGAAAUUGCAACUGAAAGGGAAAGAGGAGUUUUUAACUAUGGAGUCCAGCAGCGCAAGAGGAUGCUUCGGCCUAGGGGCAGCCCGCAAGUGGCAAAUUGUGAACCCCGUUUUAGGUCCCAUACUCAGGACUUUGAGGGGCAAAUCUGAGGUAUCUUCUGUCAUUUAUAAAGUUAGUGAAUGCAUGCAAGAGCUGAUAAAAUUAUGGAAGGAGUAUGAAACAUCUCAAUCUGAUAAAAAUAGUGAAAGCAGUCAUAAGGGCCCCACUCUUGAAAUUCGAAUACCAGCAGAACAUAUUACUGCUACAAAUCGCCAAGUAAGAGGUGGACAAUUAUGGGGGACAGAUAUAUACACAAAUGACUCUGAUCUUGUCGCUGUUCUCAUGCAUACAGGCUACUUCCGUCCCACUGCUUCUCCUCCUCCACCUGCCAUCCAAGAGUUAUGUGCUACUAUCAGAGUGUUGCCUCCACAAGAUAGCUACAUUUCUAUGCUGAGAAAUAAUGUUCGUUCACGUGCCUGGGGAGCUGGAAUUGGUUGUAGCUACCGUGUUGAGCGUUGCUGCAUCGUGAAGAAAGGAGGUGGAACCAUUGAUCUUGAGCCCUGUCUUACACAUACAUCAGCAGUGGAACCUACUCUUGUUCCUGUGGCUGUCGAACGGACAAUGACUACCCGUGCUGCAGCUUCGGGCUAAAGAAGAGGAUGAGAUCAGGACAGACUUUGCUGAUGACAAACUUAAUUAUAGAGAUUGCAUCUAUAAUUUUUUUUUAUCAACUGGGUUAUGCAUUGUGUAUGGAUAUACUCGUUAGAAGAAAGAUAAUCCAAUCAAGAUGUGUCAUUUUCUUAUUAUAUAUGUGUGGUGAUUUCAAAAUUAAUCAAAAA